UACAGAGCGAGAUGCAGCGUACCGACUUUCAGGAGUGUCGUUUGCGUGUGGAAGCGAUUAACCGAAACAUGUAAAUAAACGAAUCGCCUUAAAAUAAAGUUUUACUUAAGCCUGGGAAACCGAAUGAGAGUGGGAAAACGCAAAGGACUAGCUAAUUCACAAGGAAUAUUUGUUUAACAUUCUCCAAGGGAUAAAGACGAAGAAGCGCUGGUUAAGACGAUUCGAUUAAAUCACACCAUCGAAGGCGGUUCUCUCUCUCUGGUUCCCCCUCCUCCCUUGUGUAGACAAUGAGGUCCGUGGUAUUGCUGGUCCUGCUGGUGACCUGGGCAGGUGCCACACGCUUUGCCCGGGAUACGACACAGAGGAGCCCCCGGGAAGGGCCGGUUGGAGUACCGGCCCCGGCGGGAAACACGUCCUCACCAGAAGCCUCAGCGGCCAAGCCUGCCCCACCCCGAGUCCCCUUCCCGCCAAUGUGCGUCAAGCCGACAGAAAUCAAGAAUGCCUUCAAGUAUGUCAACACGGUGGUCUCCUGCCUGAUCUUCGUGGUGGGCAUCAUCGGUAACUCCACCCUGCUGCGCAUCAUCUACAAGAAUAAGUGCAUGAGGAACGGCCCCAACGUGCUGAUAGCCAGCCUGGCCCUGGGUGACCUGCUGUACAUCCUCAUCGCCAUCCCUGUCAAUGUUUUCAAGCUGCUGGCGGAAGACUGGCCGUUUGGGGUUCACAUCUGCAAACUGAUGCCAUUCAUCCAGAAAGCAUCAGUGGGUAUCACUGUGCUCAGCCUCUGUGCCCUCAGUAUCGACCGGUACCAUGCAGUGACGUCAUGGAGUCGGGUGAAGGGCAUGGGCAUUCCGCUGUGGAAGGCAGUGGAGGUGACCCUGAUCUGGCUGGUUGCCGUGGUGCUGGCUGUCCCUGAGGCGCUGGCGUUCGACAUGAUGGAGAUGCCGUACCGCGGGAGCAAGCUGCGUGUCUGCCUGCUCCACCCCCAGCAAAGCACACCCUUUAUGAAGUUCUACCAGGACGUGAAGGACUGGUGGCUGUUCGGCUUCUACUUCUGCCUGCCUUUGGCGUGCACGGGCGUCUUCUACACCCUCAUGUCCUGUGAAAUGCUGAGCCGCAAGAACGGGAUGCGUAUUGCCCUCAACGACCAUAUGAAGCAGCGCAGGGAAGUGGCCAAAACCGUGUUUUGCCUAGUGGUGAUUUUCGCUCUGUGCUGGCUGCCCCUUCACCUCAGCCGCAUCCUGAAGAAGACUAUCUACGAUCAGAACGACCCGAACCGAUGUGAGCUCCUCAGUUUUCUGCUGGUGAUGGAUUACAUCGGCAUCAACAUGGCCUCCCUCAACUCCUGCAUCAACCCUGUGGCGCUCUACUUUGUGAGCCAGAAGUUUAAGAACUGCUUUCAGUCUUGUCUGUGCUGCUGGUGCCAAAGAAAAUCAAGGGACAUCUCUCCAACGGACGAGCGGGGCUCCGGGGUCCGCUGGAAGGGGUACUGCCACGAGAACGGCCUGGACAGGACCAGCUCGAGGUCCAGCCAAAAGUACAGCUCUACCUAAGAGCCCAGCGCACCCAGGGGCUGGGAGGGCAGCGGGGGUGGACACAUGGACACAAAGCCAAGUCCAGUCCGGCCCAGCUUUGGCACACGCUAUCGCGUGGGCCGACCGGGUAACUCACAGCCCUAACAAACAAAAGCACCUGCAACAAUGAGGCAUGCCUCAAUGUGGGAUUCCCAUCGAGCAGAAUGGGCUGCAGCCACACUGUACUGGAUUCACUGUGGUGCAACAGCAAGAUAAGCAGAUCCGCUAUUUAAAACUGUAUAAAUGUGCUUCCUGUAGUAAAGCCUCACAAAAUUCCUGCUGGAAGAUCUGACUGAAAUUGUUUCCCUCACCCAUUGCUUACCAAGUGGUUAUGAAAGCAAAUACACACACACACACACACACACACACUCUCACUCUCUCUCUCUCUCACACACACACACACACACACACAUAUUUGAUAAAUUCAAUAUAAACCAACUGGGCAGCAGGGGUCAGAGCAAAAUCCUAGCUGGAUUUCCUAAAUGGCUGCCUGUUUGAUAAGAGGCUGGACUGCAUGCUGUGGUCACACACACACACACACACACACACACACACACACACAGAAAUCAGACCUUAUUGAUGCACUUAUUUCCCCAACUGUAAAUACGCUCACAUGCUCUCACAAAUUAAAUUACACAGUGAUCAUACACUGGACAUCAAGCUGAGACCAGUAAGGCCCUUGGUGAGACUGGAAUAGUGACAUCAUCAGUAUGGGAUGAAUAGUCCCAACAGAGGACAUCCCUCACUCUGGACAGCACUGAGGGGACAUGGGUUGAGGCAGUUAUUUAAGACUGUGUGCUGCAGACAUCAAACAGUGUAACAAAGGACACUUUGUUUGAGCCACCAGUUGGGGGUUCUGGACUCUUAAAUAAUACUCAGUAUAUCCCAACUCGGAGUUGAAAACACAACUUCUGGUGGGUCUAUCAAGCAUAUAACAUCUUACAUAGUAAGGGUUUCUAUAUAUUUUGUAAUGGUAAAAAAAAUGUUUCAUUCUAGUUGUCCUAAAAUAUCCUUAUCCUGUAAAUAGAUAUUAAAGAAAUAUGAUAAUGUGAUUUUUCUAAAUAACUGAUUCAAAGCUGAAGUUACCUCUUGGGUAGGGGGUGGGGGUUGUGUAUGAGAAUUUUCUCUACACAAAGGCAUUUUACUGCCAGACAGCCUUUACCAAAUGUUUGAAGUCAGAUUCCGUGGCGUAUACAUCUGUAACCUGUAUGUUCUCAGUAUUAAGCCUCAAUAUUUCUUUCUGGAUUUUGUUUUGUUUUGAAAUGAAAGCGGCCAAAGAUGUUUAUUCUAAAAUAAAAGUGUUGAAUAUUAACAAAGGUUUUUUAUACUCUAUCUGUUGACCAACA
Molecule: messenger RNA, 2917 nt
Organism: Megalops cyprinoides (Indo-Pacific tarpon)
Lineage: Eukaryota; Metazoa; Chordata; Actinopteri; Elopiformes; Megalopidae
Product: endothelin receptor type B-like
Exons: 8
Coding region: 288-1550 (420 amino acids)
Biological process (GO): enteric nervous system development; G protein-coupled receptor signaling pathway; vasoconstriction
Cellular component (GO): membrane
Molecular function (GO): endothelin receptor activity
Source: RefSeq, a predicted model, not a curated record